ACAACACAAAAGCAACAAAAAAACUAAAAUUAAAACAAAUGAAACGCGAAUUGACACUUCGGAUUUGCCGCGCCGGCAAUACCAACAUACCAAUCCAACAAUAUUAAAAAAAACACCUCAAAAUCGCUCAAAUUAAUCCAAUUUGACAAAAAACUGUCUCCCUCCACUGCUCUUGAUCCUCCACCGUAACUCCAACAUUUUACUUUUUUUAAAAUUAUUCUUACGUCAAAUAUAGUGAUAUUUCACCAACUACAGUUGGCGCCGCUUUUCCGACUUGGCGCCUUUUUUCCAAACGUCAACAAAAAUCUAACCUGAAAUAAUUUAAAAAAUGAACCACGAACCUUUGCGCUACGCUCACGAAGAGGGCCACACCGAUGUCUGUUUCUCAACCGACGGCAGCAAAUUUAUUACUUGCGGGGCCGACGGGGAUAUCCGGAUCUGGCCGUCGAAGGAGGACACCGACCCCACACAUACUUGCAUAGGCGAAUGGUCACUUAGUGUGUGCCAAAAAGGGGAGUGUUUGUAUGUCGCCACUGGGAGCAAUGAUGUUCAAAUCCUCACCUUUCCAGGGGGUGAACGAAACGGGAUUUUGGAACGAUUUGUGGCCCCCAUUAAUCAAAUCACACUCAGUAAAGACAGCGAGACUGUUGCGCUUGCUGGUGAGGAUAUGCAAGUAAGAUUGGUUGAAUUGGGGGCAGAGAAAAGAGUUGAGGUUUUUGAUGGGUUGUCAGGGCCUUGUUUGAGUGUUGCCGCCACGAGUAAGUUUCUAGCGGCGAGUUCUGGAGACGGGAAGUUGAGAAUUUGGGAUGUUACAAGUAAAGAGUUAGUCAAGGAAAUUGACUGUUUUCCUAAAACUAACAGUUUUGCCAAUGCUGAAUAUUUAUGUCGUAUUGAUUUUGACCCCAACGGCAAAUAUCUUGCGUACCCAGAAAAAGAUUCAGUUGUUAUUUUAGACACUACAGAUUGGUCACAAUAUGGUAUAUUAAAAACAAAUGAAGUCACAACUUAUUACUCAAUUGUACAGUUUUCACCCUGUGGCAAUUAUCUUCUCGCAACUACUCUUAAAGGCGAUUUUGUUAUUUUUAAUGUUACAAUUAAAAUGGUGAGAGGGACCAGUAAACACCCUAGUGGAACACCCAUAUGUGGAGCAGUGUGGAACCCCUUAGGAAACGGCCAUAUCGUUUACACCGAUACUCAAGGCCAGUUAGGAAUUAUGUCAGACUGCAUAAACACCAAAGCAACCGAAGAAGAAAUUUUCACUGAUAAUAGUGUCAACUUUGGCGAUGUCCAAUUCGAAUCUGAUGAUGAAGACAAUGAAAAUGUCAUUUCCGUCGAGAAAUUAAAAAACGAAGUCAUGGGUGAAAUAGAACCCGAGUUAAAUUUCGACAAUGCAUCGUCGGCCCCAACUCCCCGUCCCAAGACCCCCGAAAUCCCACUUCAAGCUCCAUUUAUGCCAAGUUCGACCCCUGAACAUUUAAAUCCUCGUUAUUUGUGCUGGAAUCACCUCGGAAUUGUCCGAUGUUACGGUUCUACGAAUGAUGAUGAUUCAGGAAAAUCUAUCGAAGUUGAGUUUCUUGAUUCCUCAUUUCAUCACAGCAUGAUGUUGCAAAAUUAUCAAGAUUAUUUUUUGGGGACUGUCAGUAAAGCUGCUCUCGCUGUGGCCAAUGCAAAACAACUUUAUGUGGUUCCCUUGAAUUCUGGUUCAAAGGAAUGGGUGCUCAAAUUAGAAGAAGACACUACAGAAGAAAUAGUUUUAGUUUCAGCUUCUGAGAAUUUAAUUUGUUUUGGGUCAAAUAAUUACAUAAUUAGAGUUUGCUCUAUUUUUGGGACUCAAAGAGGAAUAGUUUCGAUUCCAGGCCCUUUGGUUUCAAUGUCAAGUUUUCAAAAUUCAAUUCUUGUGGCCUACCAUUCGGGAAGUGUCCGCAACAGUGACCAAUGUAUCAACAUGAAAUUAAUUACUUUCAAUGGAUUAUCGAUGCAAAGUCGCGAUAUCGGCUCGGCUUUAGGCCCCGAAUCCACACUGUCAUGGCUUGGGUUCACCGAUUUUGGUACUCCUUCUAUGAUAGACUCGCUCGGAAUGCUCAGUCUUUAUCCUGUCACUAGUAACAUUUGGAUACCUUUCUGCGACACUGCUAAACAUAUGAAAUCACCGUCUGAUAGUUUUUUUGUUACUGCCGUUCUCGAAUCAUACCAAUCCGUUGUGGGAAUCAAGUGUCGUGUCGCUGCUUAUCCGAGUUUCACCCCAACACCAACACUCAGUGAGUUGAUGUUAGGGCCCCCAUUCGCUGAACCAACAACAGAUAAAACAGAGUUAGAAAUGAAUCUUUUUACUCUCACAAAUUUACAAGUCGGUAAUCAGGAUAAGAAAUUUUCAGAAGCUGGCUUGAAAGCAUUUGCGCUGGCCUGUAAGAAUAAUUUGGAUCAGAGGGCACUAGAACUUAUGGAAAUUUUAUCCAGUCGUCAGUUGUUAAAUUUGUCAAUGAAAUAUGCCCUAAAAUUGAAUAAAAAAAUGCUGGCGGAAAAGUUAAUGGAGAUGGCUUCAAGACUGAUGACAGAGGAUGACGAUUCGACAAAUUUUAUUGUGAAUACGCCAACUUCGUCACCCCUCGCACCUAAAAAAAUUACCCUAAGUUCGAUUAAGCGUACACCAAAAAACAAACAAGUCGUCAAAGAAGAGGCGACUGCACCGGAAGUCAGUCAAGAUAGCCAAAGUUCGGUUUUAACUCCCUCACUGCCAGUUCAAGAAUUUUCAGAAGAAUCUCCAAAUCCAUUUUCCAAAAGUGCACGAAAGGGGAUCGAAUUGUCAAAUCCUCUCAGUCUUACUGACAGAUACGCGGGUGUCGAAUUCGUCGACGCUAAAGAAAAUAAAAAAGAGGCUGAAAAGAGGAAACAACCCGAUUCUUCCCAGACUGAUAAACCGCGUGAAAAACAGAGAAAACUAGAUAGGUUUAUGUUUGGUAAACGCACAUGAAUUAUGAUAGUGAUUUAUUUUUAUCAUAAGAUACCAACAAUAUAUUUAUUUACGUUUUCGUGGA
Molecule: messenger RNA, 3035 nt
Organism: Tribolium madens (black flour beetle)
Lineage: Eukaryota; Metazoa; Arthropoda; Insecta; Coleoptera; Tenebrionidae
Gene: Ctf4
Product: WD repeat and HMG-box DNA-binding protein 1
Exons: 11
Coding region: 329-2971 (880 amino acids)
Biological process (GO): mitotic cell cycle; DNA repair; DNA-templated DNA replication
Cellular component (GO): nuclear replication fork
Molecular function (GO): protein binding; chromatin binding
Source: RefSeq, a predicted model, not a curated record